Molecule: messenger RNA, 1991 nt
Organism: Capsaspora owczarzaki ATCC 30864
Lineage: Eukaryota; Filasterea; Ministeriida; Capsasporidae
Exons: 5
Coding region: 29-1702 (557 amino acids)
Biological process (GO): regulation of gene expression
Cellular component (GO): nucleus; cytoplasm
Molecular function (GO): mRNA binding
Source: RefSeq, a predicted model, not a curated record
GUUUUGCUUUGCUUUGCACCUGUUCUCAAUGUCUGACUUCAACGCCGUUCCGCCGCCUGCCAGCUCUGGCGCCGCCGUCUUCGAGGAAGCCAUGCGUCGUGCUCGCGAUCUCGCUGCCAAGCUCGGCGCACCCGGUGCAGGCGCUGCUCCUUCCGAUGCAGCGUACGCCGCGCCGCCCAGCUCGGAGCCAAGCAUGUUCAAGCGAUCGCACGAGGAGUCCGAGGGCGCAGGCCAGGACGGUGGCGACGCUAACGGCGCGAGCAAGCGUGCUGCGUUGACCGACCCGGUGAGCGACUACCCGCAGCCAGGCCAGUCCGCACCGGCCACCGAUGCAUUCUCAGUGCCCAGCCACACGAUUGGCCUGAUCAUUGGACGACAGGGCGAGACCAUCCGUCGCAUCGAGUCCCAGACAGGUGUUCGUGUCCAGUGCGCGCAGGACGGCGGCUCCAACGAUCGUGUUGUCACCAUCUCUGGUCCUGCAGAGGGCAUCGAGCUCGCCAAGUCGAUGAUUCGCGAGAUUAUCUUCAAGGACGACCGUGUUGCGAGCGCCCAUGGCGCUGGACACGGUGGCUCCCAUGGCGGUCCCCAUGGUGGUUCCCAUGGUGGCGCUGCUCCUUGGGCGACUGGCGCAAACACAAUGCCCGUUUCUGGCGGCGGCGCAGAGCCCUUCAUCAUGAUGAUUCCUACAUCUCGUGUUGGUCUUGUGAUUGGCCGCUCUGGUGACAAGAUCCGUGAGAUUGAGGCGCGCACCGGCGCCCGUCUGCAGAUGAUUCAGCACGGUCUGCCACGCGAUGCCACCGAGAAGCCGCUCCACAUUACCGGCACUCAAACCGUCAUCGAGGCGGCCAAGCUUCUCGUCGAAGAGGCCAUCCGACCUCUUGACCAGGCCGGCGCUGGUUUCGGCGGCUCGGCCGCUGUCGGCGGCACCACACUCGAUGUGCAAGUGCCCCGAGAAUUCACUGGUGCCGUGCUCGGUGAGCGUGGUGAUACGAUCAAGCGAUUGCAGCACGAUACUGGCACGCGUAUUCAGUUCCGCUCUGGCGACGACGGUGCUGCCAUCCGCACUUUGCAGGUGACUGGCGAGGAAAGCGCAACACGCCGCGCCGAAGCUGCAAUCCAGGUCAUCAUUGAAGAAGCGCGCAACAGGCGCCCUGGCUCCCGGGUCGAGUACUCCGGUGGUGGCGGCUCUGGCAGCUUUGGAUCUGCCUCGUUUUCUGGCAGCGGUUCUGGUGGCUACUCUGCACGCAGUGGCCACACGAACAUUCAGGUCGCUGUGCCCGCCCGCAUCACCGGCCUCGUCAUCGGCAAGAGCGGUGAGAAUGUCAAGUACAUGGAGCAGGCGACUGGAGCCCGUAUCCAGCUGAACAAGGAUGCCCCUCCCAACGCGGUUGAAAAGUUCUUUAAUGUUUCCGGUGAAGCUGCUGCUGUCGAAGCUGCGCAGAACAUGCUUCGCGAGCGCAUCAACAGCCUCCAGAGCGAGCGCGGUGGCAGUGGCGGCUCAUCAGCACCAGGUGGCGCUGCUGGAGCCUACGGACAGCAGUACCCUGGCUACCAGAACUACGACUGGUCCGCUUACUACGCUCAGGCUCAGGCGUAUGCUGGCUACCCUGCCAACUACGAUUGGUCUGCUUAUUAUGCGCAGCAGCAACAAGCCCCUGGCGCUGGAGCCCCACCAGCUGGAGGUUCCGCACCGUCCAAGUGAAGCCGUUCGUCCCGUUUCCCGCGUGUCAGUUGUUGUGUUUGUUGUUCUCGUUUGCUCCGGACCUUUGCAUUUUUUCGCGCCUUCCCUUCAAGUGCUCGCAGCUUUGACGCUGCCCUUUUGGGUUGAUUUGCAUCGAGCGUUUUUGACUCCGGCAAUGAGUUUGGAGAAACCGUUCGUCUCAUUUGUUUGCAGAUUUUCCCCUCAAGUUUUUGUCGAUGGCCAGAAAUACACGCCGUUUGUUCUGAUAUGGGCCUGCCAUGGCUCAUUGACCGAUAAAAACCAUUCUGUU